Messenger RNA from Acaromyces ingoldii, 1497 nucleotides. RefSeq lists its product as hypothetical. Bases 21 to 1376 code for a protein of 451 amino acids. Gene Ontology annotation, molecular function: DNA-binding transcription factor activity, RNA polymerase II-specific; zinc ion binding. NCBI's taxonomy places the organism in Eukaryota, Fungi, Basidiomycota, Exobasidiomycetes, Exobasidiales, Cryptobasidiaceae. Gene Ontology annotation, biological process: regulation of DNA-templated transcription. The transcript has 2 exons. The record is from RefSeq and is a predicted model, not a curated record.
GUCCGACACCAUCAUCCCCCAUGCCGAACCGUCGCGCCAACGAGCGUCGCAGCUGCGAUCAAUGUCGCAAGCGCAAAUGCCUGUGCGACAGGACAAAGCCGUGUUCGAACUGCGCGGUUCGCGGUCUCGCCCACCUCUGCUACGCAGGAGACGGCCGGCCUUCGCCGAUGUCGACGCCCUCUCGAAUGCGAACAGAGACGCCGCGCGUGCUGCCCAGCAGCAUGGAACGAGUGGACAGCGCAUUCUUCGCCACAACGACGACGACGACGGCUGAGAGUCCAAGUGUCAGCUCUAUUUCGAUGGCGCCUGCCCUCGCGGACGGUCAUUCCUACCUGAGUACAAGGCAGACUCACUUCGAUAAUAGCGAAAGGCAAGCGAAAGGUCCUGUACUGGCAUGGGAGCAGGUCAGCGAAGUUCUACCGAGUCGUGCAAUCUGCAAGCGACUUUUGGCUUUCUUCCUCACAGAGAGCAUAAAUCAGAGUGUAGUGGACACCGACGUUUUCGCUUCGACCUCGGAGCAGCUUUGGAAAGGGAUGGCGGUCUCUCAGCGCUGGCUUGCAAAUUUCUUUAUGAUUCUUUCGAUUGCGGCCAUUACCGUGCCGCAGCAUCACGACCUUCGGGCGACUUACCUCGACUUCCGCAAGAGCCAACAGCUCUGGUCCGAACAGGCGUGCAAGCUGCUUGAUGGCACCACAGCCGGCGCGGAGCCGCCGAGCGAGUCUGAGAUGCUGAACGAGGUCACGUUCAGGGCACUAGAGGCUUUACGGAGCCUCCUCUUAGGGGACAUGGAAGCGUGCUGGGAAGCCAUUGGGCGAUCGAUCCGCAAGGGCGCCACGAUACAUCUGUUCGAUCACUCCGAAUGCACUUCUGCGACCCGAGAGGAGUGCGCGAGACGGUCCGCCCUCGCCCGCAUGAUUCUCGUCACCGAUCGGUGGAUGUGCUUCAACCGUAAUCGCCCCUUUGGCAUCGCCAGUCACUAUGUAUCGCUGCACGGACGCGAAACGACCACUCUUGAUGUCCGCAUCUUGCGCGCCCUCGAGGCUUGCCACGACUUUAACAUCGCGUCGACACGGCUGUCGCUGGCCGACAGAUCCGAGCGCGGCCUCCGUCUGCUCCAGCUCAUCGAUACAGAAUUCGUGGGAUGCCUCUCCGAUCUCCGCGUUGACAUCAACUUGACCAAGGGAGUGCCGGUGGGCAUCUUUACCUCGCUCGAGUCGGGCAAGGUCGGUCAAGUCGCCAGUCUGGUCUCGUCGUUUCUCUACAUGCAGUGCGUCUUUGGCAUGCGUUUCAUUGGCCAGAAUGCCGCCCCAUAUGCGCUUCGACGGUGCAGCAUCGAGGGUGCUGAUUCGCUCAUCAAGACGGUCCCUGUGUUGUGAGAGCAACGUGAGGCAAAGAGCUUCAAUCAUCGCACUGACUCCAUAGGGGUCCUACUGAAGCUUGCGACUCAUGGACGAGGGAAAGGUGGUCGUCCCACUAGAGCGUCUGGCCACCCAGCUC